Messenger RNA from Heteronotia binoei (common prickly gecko), 1395 nucleotides. RefSeq names its product DnaJ heat shock protein family (Hsp40) member C24 (gene DNAJC24). Bases 162 to 602 code for a protein of 146 amino acids. The record is from RefSeq and is a predicted model, not a curated record. Gene Ontology annotation, molecular function: ATPase activator activity; ferrous iron binding. The transcript is spliced from 5 exons. Gene Ontology annotation, biological process: positive regulation of ATP-dependent activity. Lineage: Eukaryota; Metazoa; Chordata; Lepidosauria; Squamata; Gekkonidae.
GGGUAGGAAACAGAGCUCAGUAUCGGAACGUUUCCGGCAACGAGGCGUGUUUAUUGGAGCGCCUCACAUAUUUCCUCGUCGGAGUACUAUUGUGGCUUAUCAGAGUGACUGGCUUCUCCUCUAGUGUCUUAUGACACUAUAAAUGAUUACCUAGUCAUGCAAUGGCUUUUGGAGAAUUACCUAAAGAGGACUGGUAUAGCAUUCUGAAUGCAGAGCCAUCAGAUAGCCUGACAGAAUUGAAAAGGAAAUAUCAAAAGCUGGUAUUAUUGUAUCAUCCAGACAAACAGAGCGCAGAUGUGCCAGCAGGAGAAGUGGAGGCGCGCAUGCAGAGGUUCAUCGAAAUUGAUCGAGCGUGGAAAAUUCUAGGGAACGAAGAGACAAAAAAAGAGUAUGACCUGCAGCGGCGUGAACAUGAAUUAACACAAGUGUUGCCAGUGGAUGCUCAAGUUUCCCUUCAAGAUAUGGCCUGGAAUUGCAAUGAUCAGUCUUAUUCUCUCAUCUGUCGAUGUGGUGGGAAUUAUACUAUCUCCAAAAGUGAAGCUGAAGAUGUUUCUCUAGUAUGCUGUGACACUUGUUCGUUAGUUACAGAGAUUCUUCGAUGAUCCAACAAUAUUUGAUUCAAGAUGUCAAAAAGGCAAAGGAAGCAUCUGCUUGGAUAGACAAUAAGAAUAAAUAUAGUGAUGCGAUCUGAAGAGAAACCAGAGUAAUGAAUUUAGCAGUAAAAACAUGGACAUGUAAGAACAGCCAGGAGUGUUGAGGUGGGGGUGCAAAGAUGCUAUCUGCAAACUUGCUCCUUUUGUAGGUGGUUGGAUCCAAUUUACAUUAUUGAGGUAGAAGACUUCUUGCUUAGCAGUGCUCCUUUACCACAAUGAGGGAGUGUGUCAUAUACAAGUUUACAGUGGCUUCCACUCAUUGCUAUAUAGUCGUCUAAGCAUUUGUCUACCUGGGGCCAUGGUAGUUAAAAACAGUCCCUCCUCUACAACUGUACAUGACUUUGUUCUUUUCAGGGCAGUUAUUUAAUUUAACUUUAGAUAAAUGAAAAGCAAUGUGAUUCUGAGAUUUAAACAAAUAUACGAUUUGUGAACAGCUACUGGGAUAACCUCUUAUCUUUGUAAAUAUGUGUGUAUGUGUGUGUGACCCAAGAUUGUUAGAAGGAUUUAUAUGUGGGGUAAAUGAAAAGAGUGCUGUAUAGUUUUAAACAAGUUGCAUCUUAACUGCACAAUUUUUAUUGUAUAUAAAGUAUCUUUAUGGAGGGUGUUUUUAAGGCUGUAGGAGAACUCAGAUGAGCAUAAUUCAUUCAGUCCUUACAAAUCCUAUUACUAUUGGGGCUUGCACGUAGAAGUCCAAAAUCAGUCAGAGGCCACAGCUGUAAAAAAAAAAAGUUAGAUUACUUUC